Molecule: messenger RNA, 1512 nt
Organism: Exophiala bonariae
Lineage: Eukaryota; Fungi; Ascomycota; Eurotiomycetes; Chaetothyriales; Herpotrichiellaceae
Exons: 5
Coding region: 1-1512 (503 amino acids)
Cellular component (GO): nucleus
Molecular function (GO): protein binding
Source: RefSeq, a predicted model, not a curated record
AUGGCACUACCGCUUGCGCAAGCCAUAGACGACUCUAAUGUGCACAAGAAACACUCAACAGACCGGGGAAAUGGGCUGUUCGCAACCCACGAUCUCCAUGUCAAGUCACAGGUAGUAUUUGUGGCAAGGCCACUACUGAUGGUUCUUGAUACUGCACAACUGAGAUCCCACUGCGAUUAUUGCUUCAAGUCUCCCGAAGACAAUUCUGCCGCGCCGGAAACAGUCGAGACUGGCACCCUGAAGAGAUGUACUGGCUAUUCUGCAAUCGUCAAUGCCAACGGCACGCUUGGUCUCAGUACCACAAGUUCGAGUCAUGAAGCUGGGCUUCUUCCAAGCGGAGAAUGGGAUGAUCUUCACACACUUGAAGACCACUACGAGAAAAUCUUGCAAGCAGGUGGGAAGAAGUGGCAAGAUCUUGUACUCAUGUCAAAAAAGAUCCAGAAGGACUCUGGAGGCAAGCGGGGUCUGGAAAUAAUCUUGCGGCUUGUGUGUCUGAUCGUUGUCAACUCAUUCACACUGACCAGUCCAACUUUUGACCCGAUAGGUCUUAUCUUCCAUCCAAAGUCAGCACUGUUCAACCACGCUUGCAAUCCUAACGCGUUCGUUCGCUUCGACAUAUCUCCCAAAGCCGAUUCCGGGGAUUUUCCACCUUACGGAAGCAUUUCCGUGCACACCCUUAGGCCAGUGUCGAAGGACGAAGAACUUACCAUAUCGUACAUCGACACGACAAGUCCCCGGUUCACACGCCAACAAGAACUAAAAGACCGAUAUUUCUUCGAUUGCUCCUGCGAUUUGUGUUCUCAAGGCUCUACCCCUAUUCUGGACGGGUACGGGCUCGGCGACAACGCGGCUGGUCAACAAGACCCAGGACGGCAGCAACAUUUGCUGAAGAUCCAAGCUUCGGCGGAACAAUAUCUCGAGUGGGUCAAAGGAACGCCAGGAAUGGAACAUGAGCAUGUCGCUGGUAUCAAGGACGCCAUGCGCGAGUUGGCAGACACCCAUACCUGGGGGCUCCAUCGAUAUCCGUGGCCACAACUACGGAAGCUAUUCUUCCUCGGCCUCCUGGGAUUGGGUGAUUUUGAAGCUGCAUUUCUGCAGUGCGCAAUACUCCUCACGAGAGUGUACCCAAUUACCGUUGCCGAGAAGCAUCAUCCACUCCGUCUGGUGGAAACGUGGACACUGUUCACAAUGUGCCGCGCCCUUUUGGCGACCCGCACGAGCAACGGGAAGGGAAAAGACGUUGAACCACUGGCAACGCUGAGCUGUGCUGCACUGCACGAGUUACAGGGUCUUCUUGACAUUGGUGGUCGAGUUGAUGGCCAGUUUGAACGCCUUGUGGACGAAGCAUUACGUUCCGUGCAAAGCCAGCCAUAUGUUUGGGGGAUCUAUGAACAGAGAGUUCAAAGCUCAAUUUCUGCUUGGGCAUGGUUGAAGCAAACGGUCGAUGAUUAUCUCAUGGAAGAAGAGGGACUGCAGGUUAGAGAACUUAACAACACUAACCCAGUCAAAUAA